UUUUAUUCUUUUUCUUUGCUACUAUGUAAAAAUACAAUUAAUUUUUGUGUGUUGAUCUUGAGUCCUGUAACUAAUGAGCUUAACUUUUUAUCUCUAAUGGUUUUAUCCAAAUAGGUUUUGUUUUUACAUGUGACUUCAUGUUUUCCCUAUAUGAGAACAGGUAUCUGUGUAUGAGUUUAACUUUUGAAGAAACUGUCUCCCAAAACAGUCAUAUCACUUUACAUGCCCCCCAGCAAUGCACAGAGCCCCAGUUCCUCCACAUCCGUCCUUACACUUGGUACGGCCCACAUGAUACCCCAUCAUCAACUUACAGGGCAAUGGACGGUUAGAAAAAUUAAGUGACUUUCACAGCCACCCCAAACCACCUUCUCAGCAGGCUCAAAGCACUGGCUCAGAUCUCACCAAGUCUGUGCCCUUAGAGCCUCAUUUCCCACCCACGGAUGAGCAAACUGACACCCCAAGAGGUCACUGAGGGAGUGACUCUCCGGCCUUCAAGACCUGAGUCUGUUUUGUGUGGCCCGUCCCAAACCAGAAGAUCAGGGACCUCCUCUAGGACUCCACCCCCUUCCCUUGCCCUCCACCCACCCUUCCCCUACCCCGGGGCAUCAUGCUCUCCCAAACUUGGGGGUCCAGGAAGGCUGGGAGUGUUCCGUUUGACAUCACAGAGCCGGUUGCCACGGGAGACGUGCAGACCCAGGCAGGGGAGAGCAGAGCCCUGCUGCACAGGAGGCCCAGCAGCUCCUCCCCCACCACGCUGGCCCUCCAUGGAAGCCUUGAUGCAGUGAGCUGGGCCCGAGGACAUCCCAGCCACCCCGACACGCCACCCAACAUCUACGAGGGGGGCCUGGGGGCCCAGCAGCAGUGCCCUGGUGCCCAGGGAAGCAAGCCCAAGAACUUCCGGCUGCGCCACCUCCGGGGCCUGGGUCUCUACCUGCCGAGCCACAUGCAGCCCGCCGGCCAGGGUGAGAGCCACUGGCUGGGCCAGCUCAUGGCCAGGGGCUGCCUCCCACCGCCCAAGGGUAUGGCUUGGCCCCUAGACCUGCCACACGGGACUCUGGGCCCAGGGGACAGCCACCGCUCAGUUCUUCUGGAAACUCAAGUGCCCGGGGACAGCCUGGAAAAUCCAGCUUCCAGUUCCAGCGUGGACCCGGCCAAGGGUGCCCCCUCCCAGCCUGGUCCGCCAGAAGGCUCGGGGCUCAGGCCGAAGAGGUCCUGGGGGGCCUCAGAGGAGUCCACAUGUCCCUUGUGCAAGAGAACCCGCUCUGGGGCUCUGGAGAGACCAUAGGGAUCUGAUGGCAGGACUGGCUGUCCCAGCUCGGGACGGGAAAGGAAAGGAUGGCUCAGGAGAGGGAGGCAGGUCCAGAGAGGAAGGGCUCAGCCCCCACCAGGAGUCACCCCACAGAGACACCCCAGCAGCUGCCCAGCACCAGAGCCUGGGCCUCAGGAAAACUCAAGGGGGGGGGGGGGGAGGGAGGAGGAGGUCCCGAGGGAGGAACAGAAAAAAAAUAGAAGCCCUUGCAGCCUGCUCCAACUCAGGUCAGCCACCUGUACCUGGGAGGCCAGGCUGAUCGGAGACUUGGGCUCCCAAGAGGCUGAGAAGCCCACAGGUCUAAUUUUAAUAAAAGCCAAGGCCUG
Neofelis nebulosa (Clouded leopard) is the source of this 1635-nucleotide messenger RNA. It is a transcript of the gene C18H16orf90, whose product is annotated as chromosome 18 C16orf90 homolog. NCBI's taxonomy places the organism in Eukaryota, Metazoa, Chordata, Mammalia, Carnivora, Felidae. The transcript is spliced from 3 exons. Bases 608 to 1285 code for a protein of 225 amino acids. The record is from RefSeq and is a predicted model, not a curated record.